AUGGCUGAAGUGGGUAAUGGAGCCGUGAGGAGGGAGACAGCGGGCUUUAAAAGCACCAACAGCUGGAAGAGCAGAGGAGAAAGUGAAGAGGUGGAGGAGCUCGGAGUGUCUGAGCUGUCCGUGUACGAAGUGACAACUGUCUCUGCAAGAGCCAACGGCUGCGCAUUUCAAGACAUCAUCCUGGAGGCUCGCUACGGCUCUCAGCACCGCAAACAGCGCCGGAGCCGCACGGCCUUCACCGCACAGCAGCUGGAAGCGCUGGAGAAGACUUUCCAGAAGACCCACUACCCGGAUGUGGUGAUGAGGGAGCGGCUGGCCAUGUGCACCAACCUGCCCGAGGCCCGUGUGCAGGUUUGGUUCAAAAACCGCAGAGCCAAGUUUCGUAAGAAGCAGCGCAGCCUCCAGAAGGAGCAGCUCCAAAAGCAGAAGGAGGCAUCAGGGGAAGGAGGAAGUGAGAAGGAGGACACACCUCCCUCUACAACUAUCCUUCCUGACACCCAGCUCCCUCCUUCAUCCUCCUCCUCCUCCUCCUCUUCUCUGGAGACAGAGGGUCCUGUAGUCCGUCCCGUACCGCUGGACAUGGAGCUGAACGUCACGUCAGCAGAACACUCUGGCAGCGAGUCAGCGACGGAGGAUAAUGCGACUGAUAAGGAAGACGAGAGUAAAUCUCAGAGAGAGGAGGUGAAGUGUGAGAGAGCUAUGACUCCUGGGGACGUCUCUCCGGCUUGCAAAAGACUCAGCCCUAAACCAGACUCUCCCCUGGUCUCUCCGUCCGUGACCCCCUCUUCCUCCAGCGGUGGCCUGGCCAGCAGCGGCCCCCUCUCUCAGGGCCACUCUUACUCUUCCUCCCCUCUCAGCCUGUUUCGCCUGCAGGAGCAGUUUCGCCAGCACAUGGCUGCCACUAACAACCUGGUGCACUACCCUGCUUUUGACCUUUCUGCCCCAUCUUCUCUCCCCUACCUGGGGAUGAAUGUCAACAUGCCCCCCGCGCCGCUGGGCUCUCUGCCCUGCCAGUCUUACUACCAGUCCCUGUCCCAUCACGCUCAGCAGGUAUGGAACAGCCCGCUGCUGCAGGCGUCUGCUGCAGGCGGCCUCACCAGCCACAACAACAAGACCACCAGCAUCGAGAACCUGCGUCUGAGGGCCAAGCAGCAUGCUGCCUCACUGGGACUGGACACAAUGUCUAACUGA
Morone saxatilis (striped sea-bass) is the source of this 1191-nucleotide messenger RNA. It is a transcript of the gene dmbx1a, whose product is annotated as diencephalon/mesencephalon homeobox 1a. The record is from RefSeq and is a predicted model, not a curated record. The transcript has 5 exons. Lineage: Eukaryota; Metazoa; Chordata; Actinopteri; Moronidae. Bases 1 to 1191 code for a protein of 396 amino acids. Gene Ontology annotation, biological process: regulation of transcription by RNA polymerase II. Gene Ontology annotation, molecular function: DNA-binding transcription factor activity, RNA polymerase II-specific; RNA polymerase II transcription regulatory region sequence-specific DNA binding.